This is a messenger RNA of Saccostrea cuccullata (small rock oyster), 13017 nucleotides long. RefSeq lists its product as uncharacterized. Gene Ontology annotation, biological process: microtubule-based movement. The record is from RefSeq and is a predicted model, not a curated record. Lineage: Eukaryota; Metazoa; Mollusca; Bivalvia; Ostreida; Ostreidae. Gene Ontology annotation, molecular function: microtubule motor activity; ATP binding; microtubule binding.
GAGCCGUGUUUUGUGAAUGUGGUUGACGUAUCGAGGUGCAAGUCAGUGAAAAUGAUAUCUAACAAGGAACUGUUAAACUGGGAAUAUUAAAGAAUGAUUAAACAUGAGCAAUGUAAAAGUAGCUGUCCGUGUUCGACCACUAAGUCAACGAGAAAAGGAUGGCAACAGCAGGUCUAUCGUGGAGGUACACGGCGACAGCCUCAGUAUCCUUAACGCGAAGGUGGAUCAGUAUUCUGAAUAUGGAGACAGCAGAGAGAAGAUCAAGCAUUUCACAUUUGACUACUGUUACGAUUCCAGCGGGGCUCCACAGUCCCCCGGGUAUGCCUCACAACAGCUGGUGUUCCAGGACCUGGGGACGGAGAUACUACAGGCAGCAUUUGAGGGCUACAAUGCCUGUCUGUUUGCCUACGGACAGACCUCUACCGGGAAGACUUAUACCAUGAUGGGGGCCAGAGAGGAUUAUGGAAUUAUACCAAGAAUAUGCGAGGGACUAUUUAGCCACGUAGAUGAUUGUUUGAGUGAAAACGUCACAUUUAGAGUCGAUAUCAGUUAUCUGGAGAUUUAUAAUGAGAGAGUCAAGGACCUGCUGAGGCCAGGGUUGUUAAAACCCAAGGAAAAGUUUACAUUAAAAGUCAGGGAGCACCCCAAGGAGGGGCCUUAUGUACAAGAUUUAUCCUCCCAUCCUGUCAAGGACAAUUCUGAAAUUCAGGAUCUUCUGGACAGAGGCAAUGAAAGCAGGACCACUGCCUCAACCUACAUGCAUGACCGUAGCAGUAGAAGCCAUGCUAUAGUUACCAUAACAUUUACUCAGGCUAAAUUAGAAGAUGAUUUACCUCAUGAAAUAGUUAGCAAAAUUCAUCUCGUUGACUUGGCCGGCAGUGAGAGAGCCGACCCAAACUUUAGCGAACACUACAAAGGCCGAUUAAAAGAAGGGGCAAAUAUCAACCGAUCUUUAGUUACUUUAGGCAAUGUCAUUAAGGCUUUAGCUGAGCGCUCCCUGUUGUCAUGGAGUGCAGACAAUCUGGGAUCCACCCAGAGCUUCCUUAGCGUCGCCGACUCCAGCCCUAAGCGAGUCCGUCUUCCGUACAUACCGUAUCGAGAUUCCGUCCUCACCUGGCUCCUCAAGGACAGUCUCGGGGGAAACUCCAAGACAAUCAUGAUCGCCACAAUUACCCCAGCCAGUAUGUAUUACAUUGAAACCAUCAGCACUCUAAGAUAUGCUCAAAGAGCCAAGAGUAUCAUCAACAAACCAAAAAUCAACGAGGAUUGUCCGCCCUUUGUUGUUUAUGAUCCCAACGUGAGCCUGAUUCGAGAGUUACGGCAGGAGAUAGAGAGACUAAGAGAAUUGCUCAAAUCCGCUCAAAUGGGUAGCUCUCAGAUGUCCGAAUUAAACUUACUCGUUCAAAUGCAUGACAUGAUGACUGAAACCCAAAAGAGUAACCCACAGCAAGCGUCCACAGAGGUGGGGUCAGUCCUGGCCGAGAGAUUACUGGACCAUGAAAAUAUGGCCAAGAAGCUGACUCAGACUUGGAGGCACAAGUGGACAGAGACUCAUGACUUCAUCAAGGAGUCGGACCUAAGUAUCCGGGGACUAAAGCACUCAAGCUCAAUGGGAGUGAUGAUCGAGUCUCAGAUGCCCCACCUGGUGGGAAUGGACGAUGAUGUACUUAGUACUGGAGUCACUAUAUACCACCUUAAGGAAGGAAAAACUCUGGUUGGAAGAGAGGAUGCAGAAAGGCCACAGGACAUAAUUUUACGAGGCCCAGGUGUGAAACAGGAACAUUGCUUCUUUAAGAUCCAUUACGGCACGGUGACCUUACACCCAAACCUGGGGGCCCUGUGUACGGUUAACGGGGUCGAGUGUAAGGAGUCAGUGGUCCUAAAACAAGGUGACUAUGUAUUGCUUGGGAAAACCAACAUGUUCCGCUUCAAUAAUCCUGCAGAGGCUGCAAAAUUACGGGAAAAACGACAGAGUAUGUCCAGUCUGACUGACCUGUCCUGUGGAGACAGUGUGGAGAGUUUGGACACAGAGGACAGUGAGCAGUACUCCUACUACAACCGCCGGCCAUUCCACCCACUGUACGGACCAAACUAUGCUUCUCCUGAGAUAUGUCUGCAGUUGGAAAGGCAAUACAGAAAUGAAUCAGAGAGAAUUAAUCAGGCAAAAAAAGAGCUGGAGCAGCUGCGAGAUGAACACCAGAGAGCCGAGGAACUGAGACGCGAGAGAGAGGAGGAAUUGUACAGGAUUCACGAGGAGCAUCGAGCCGAGAUACAGCGAGAUCUGGAGAGAGCUGCCAAGAUGAAGGAGGAGACUGAAGCUCAGCGAGAUAAGGCUGAGGCUGAGAUCGAGUAUGCUCGCGAGUGUCUACAGAAGGAAAAAGAAGCCUUUUACAGAAAACUGCAAGCGGACCUGCAAAAUCUCCAGAAGUUAGGGACCGUGUCAGAAGUUGUAACACAAACAGAUCUGGAUUCCUCAGGGCAUGUUAAGGAAGCUAUAAACACAGCUAAACAGUCGGGCUGGGGGAAGGUCAAAGAUCUCCUCCACACAGAGCUGAAGUCGAGGCUCCAGCUGAGGGAAUCCGAGGAGCGGCUGAGGAGACAGUCUGAGGACCUGGAGGAGCAGUUUGAGAUGUCCCAGAGAGAGAUCCAGCAGAAGAUGGGGAGGAUCAAAGAGGUGGAGGAGGAGUACAAGACAGAGGACGCCGUCCACUACCAGGAGAUGACCUCCAAGAUGAAGGAGAUAGAGGACCUGACAGAACGUGAGGAGCAGCUGGAGCUCUACAUUGAGGAGACAGAGGACCUGUUAAUGGUGGGAGUGGACCAGCCUCGUCCUAUCCGCUCAGCCUGCAGCGAGGAGGUCCUCACAGUCCUAAGUCCCCCCAACCCAGGCUUCCCAACCAGGACCACCAGUCUCAUGGCCCUACCCAGGGGAAGUGAGGGCGACCUACCCUCCUGCUCAAAUAGACUCUCCCAGAAGCCAGAGGAUCACUCCAUGGAAGAGUCCACUAAUUCUUUGUUUGAGGGAAGUGAAGCAAGUAUGGACAUGUCGUCUAGUGUGGGAGAGGUUGAUGAUGGUGGUAAACGAAAAAGUGGUGCUAAAAGUGAAAAACUAGUGAAGACGGCAAAAAAUGUUACAGAUAGACUAUAUAAAGCCCCAGAGCCAAAAUUUAAAUAUCAACCGAAAUCAAAGCAGUUGUCUAGAAGUUCAGGUGCUACAUAUGAUACAGGUGUGAGGACAAGGGACAAAAGAUCUCCCAUCUCGCCUGCUAGGGAUUCCCCCUCCAGGAGCAUGUCACCCAGGGUAUCCCCAGGUCGCCUCAAGUCUGAGUCACCAAGGUCAACCCCAAGGUCAUCUCCAUCUCCCAGGCAAACUCCAGAGAAACAGUUAAAUGAAAAGUUCUCAAAAGAUAGCAGGAGAGGCAAGAAACCAACUGAUUCAAAAGAAAAGGAUAGUAAGACUAGUAGUGAAAAGGCAGGUCCUAGUGCUGCCAAAAAAUCACAUCCUUUACCAAAGUCCAAAGGAGCAGAUCAGAUAUCUUCAGGGACCAAGAAAGAUCCUUUGGAUAAAAAGCAUUCAUCAACUGGAGACCUGGCAGAUGUCAGGAGCAGACGACAGCCUUCUACUGGUAGCCAUGAUGAUAUCAGUGGCAGGCAAUCAUCACCUUAUGGAAGGCAAAGAGAUUCUGAUAAUAGUAGACUCAGUCCAAACUCUGAUGGGGGUGGUCGAAAAUUCGUAUCAAGGUUACGCCAUAUUGCCAGUGCCUCAUCUCUAGCAAAUGUUCCAGAAUCAAUUGCUGAGGAGGUGGAACCAGCUGAGCCAGAACAGAAGAGCACCAGUCAAGUGGUGGUGGUAAAGAGGAGGAAGAAACGUCCACAGAUUGAAGGAGAAGAAUUCAGGAGGCACUCGGAACCUUUAGGGGAAGAGCUAGCUGAGGCAUUCGAUAAGUAUACACAAGACUUUGAGCAAAUGGAGUGGCAAAGAACAGGGAGCUCAUGUUUACAAGGAAGGGAAAAUACUCUGAACUGGAUGGGGAGUUACCUAGAAAAUGUUAGUUACAGAAUACCCAGAUCAAUGUCAAAUGAGGAUACAGAGCAACAGGGAGAUGGAAAUGUUGAUUCUGAAAAUGGUGUUGGAGGUCAACUGGUGCCAACAAUAAAUGUUGUAGCAUGUGAUGAUUUUGAUGGUAACAGAUUACAUCGAGAGCCCAGUGUGUAUUCUGAGACAGGGUCCACAGUGUCUGAAGUAUCAACGGUAGUGGACACAGAGAUAGACGCGUCUGAACAAGCCGUGUUCAUGGAAGGAGUAGAAACUCUCUCAGAUGAUGAUUCACCCUGGAAAGAUCCUGAUAUGUUGGAAUCUCCUAAACCUGGAUCAAAGAGAGACCAUGACGUGCUGAGAGAGAGAACAAGUUCUGUGCCUGAGAAAAUGGCAAGGACUGAGAACGAUAGUGAUAUUAACCCUGACAAUCAAGACAAAAUGGCUACCUCACAAUUCCCUGAAAAUCAGUUCUUUGUUGGUGAAUCUCUUCCAUUGGACUCUGCUUCUGUGUCCUCAGAUUCUCUAGAUGAUAGUAAAUCAGUGGAUUCUCUGGAGUGUCCCAGAGAGAGGAAAGGUGUUGAUGAGGAUGAGGACAAUUUAGAUGACUCUUUAGAUGAAUCAGACAUGCGGGACACACUGACCUCUCAGACAAGUGUUAAGUUUUUCAACGACAUUAAUAAUUCUACCGAAUUGUUGACCUCUGGUGAACUACAAGACACAACAGAGGAUCUGGAUUCAUCUAGGAACAGUGAUUUGAACAUUACUUCUCAGUGUACUUUGUCACAACAAACAGAUAAACUUGCAAAUUUACCUGAAUUUAAUGACUCUCCAGUUUCUGAUGUUACUGCUACACCAGUCUCAUUAUCCAGUGAUCUAAACAUUAUUCCAGCAUCGGAAACAAGUGCCCCAGAUAUAACCACCAAAACCAUUCCUCAGGAAUCAUCAACAGCAGUCCUCUCAUCAGCAUCAAAUGAAGUCCCAUCAUCACAACUGACCAGUGAGGAUACAGAUACAGAUUCCAAAUUUGAAAACUCCAAACAAACAGGAUCAGACGAACAGUUUGAACAAGAAGAGGGGAAACAAAGUGCUUCAGAGAUACAGCCCACAGUGGACCAGACAUCAAAUUCUAAAGAAACUGAGCAAAAUGAACAGUUAAUACAAGGGGACCAAACAGUGUCAACGACAAAUAUUCCAGACACUGGAUCUUUAGAAUUAACAGAAGCAGGACCAAAUUUACAGAUAGAACAUGAACAGAGGGAUCAAAGCAUAUCAGAUCCACAUUCCACAAUCUCAAAAUCACAAGAAACAACAAUUGACCAAACAUUGCUAUCCAGCCAAGAUGAAACAGCAGCAAUGGAUGCAAAGAACGAGGGGCAAGUCGAAGAAAAUACCUCAUGUCCUUCAGUAUCAGAGACAAAUGAUUUACCGAAUGUGUCAUUAGAAGACCCAACUCUCACGGAACAGAGCAGAGGAAAGGCAGGGGAAUCGUCAGCUCCUGGGGAAAAAAGUGAAGACAAAGGUGAUUCUCUUUCUGCACAGUCUGACUCAGAAUCAAACAAAGUGAACACAGUUGAUAAAUCAUGUGAUGGUAUAACAGUGGAACAGACCGACAGAGCUUCACAAGUGAACAUUCCAGGAUCACCAAAGAAAAUCACUUCCACAGUGUCGGGAACAGCCUCUCAGACUGAUUUUAUUUUUCCUCAAAGUUUCGAUAACCAAAAUGAGACCAACAUGGAAGUUGAGGAAAAUAAUGCAGAGCGUGAAUCCAUGGAUAUUUCUACCUCAGUGAGUGGAUUCGGUGGAGCAGAAGACCAGAGGCCAUUGUCCGUUAUUGCAGUGGAUGUGGUUGAAGAGGCUAGGAAGACAGUGGGGGUGUGUACCAGCCCGUCCCUGAUCUGUCCCCAUGACGACACCCACAGCUGUUCUAACGACAGCCUACAGGAAGUCAAGGAGCAGCUUCAGGAGUUACAGGAAGUCCUAGAGGGCCACAUAGGACUCCCAGCCAGGGGAGGGUACCAGGUGUCCCCCCAACUAUCAUCUGCCAGGAGGGCUGUCAGGCAGCGCGCCAUGAUCCAGAGGAAUGGUCGCUUAGAGAGCGGGGAGUCAGACGGCACCGAUCCCCUCACCGAAAGUGCUGAAGCCACAGGUUCCCAGUCAAAAUCCUGCUCCAGACCAACUUCAGGAUCCCGUAGAAGAAGAAGGGCACAACUCAAGCCAUACAAGAAAUCUGGGAAGUGUCCGUAUUGUCAAAGCUCAGAGGAAUAUCAGCUUACUACAGAGAGUGAGAGCCACAACUCAGAUACUGCAUUAAUUAGCAAAGAGGAGGAGCUAAGUCAGCCCGACCAAUCAAAAUCGGAUGAAGAAAUUUCCUAUGAUGCAACAGCAGUAGGCUUAUCUGAUGAAGAGGCUACAAAAGAUGGCGAACAUGGAAAUUUCAAAAAGUGUUCCAAUGUCAAUCACUCUGUGGAUCUAGAAAAUAUUGAUUCAGAUAAAACUCUUCCGAAAAGUGGUUCAGUGAGCAGUCUGAAUUCUGAAGUGGAAAAGUACUGUUCUGUGUUGAGGGAAAUAGAUGAUCAGGAACAAAAUAUUCCAGGAGAGAGCAGUGAUACAAAUAUGAUGACUAGUCAGAGACCAGUUGAUGGUCCUGCCCAUCGUCCACAGAAACUUAGGACAGACAUGAACUCUGUGGAUUCUUCUUAUGGAUCUGUUGGUAAACCAGGGUCAAGAACUGCCUCGGAGACUAGAGACAGUGAGCAGCAGACAGAUCUAUCCUCUGUUGAUAGUCCAUUAAUGUCUCCCAUGUCUUCUCUCCAUUCCUCACUCCGCUCCCCAAGACCUGGGAUCCACCACCUCAUUACCUCCCCAGUCAGUGUAUGGAGUUCCGAUAAAAGUUCUUCCUCUCCCAGGAAGGCCAGAGCAUCAGGGGGACUCAAUACACCCACUGGACGGAGAACUCCCAGGAAACACAAGUCAUCCAAGUUAGAGAUGACCUGUGCUGACGUGUGGUCCACAGAGACAGUGGAUCCUAAUUGUCCUCCUUCUGAAAACAGCGCUGCACUGGAUUCGGAUGUUUCGUCAGAGGAGGACAAUUGUUACUCAUUAGAGACAGAGACGGUAUCACCGCAGUCUCCGUCUUCUUCAGACAGGUUUUUCGAUCACGGGAGCUUUAUUCUGGAGAGUCCUCCAAGCGGCAGGGCUGUUCCUAUCCAGUCUCCGGUCAGAUAUGAGGUGACUGUGAAGGAAGAGGAGACCAAUGUGUUCUAUAAUGUGAACAAGGUGGAGUAUAAAACUUAUGGCUUGAAUUCACCAACACUGUCAACCACAAUCCCAGAAACUAUCAAUAUAAAUGUGACAAAUACAGAUACUCACAGAGUAGAAAAUCGUGACGAGUCAGUGAACCAUGAAAGAGUCGUGUUCAGUCGAUCUGAUACUGAAUCUCCCACUCAUGUUAUUGUAUCUGAGAGAAACUUUCAGGGAUCCUCUACUGUGUCAAAUGCUGAUGGACACCAUGUGGAAAAUCAAAUUCAAAAUGAGUAUGGAAACAGCUAUGUGGAAGAGAGGAGACCUCCUCUUAAUGUUCAGGUUUCAGAAGACCCUAGAGGAGUGAAGUCCUUAACCUCUCCUAUAGAGUCUGAUACUACUUCUGAUUACGGAACAAUGAUUGGUGAUGGAAGGAGAGGAAACACAUCAUUUAUGUCUGACUCAGCAGACGAUUUGGAUUACCUCCCUGGAGAUAGGUCAUCAAAUAAAAGCACACCAAGGGCAAAGAUAACAGAUGAUGCACAACAACCAAACAGAUACAGUAGAGUUGGUGAGCAAACAGUUCUGCAUUUUAACGAAGAAAACAUAGACAACAUUAGUCCAACAGAACAAGGUUUACAAACAGUUAGUCCUGCAAUGAAGAGGCUGAGUAGAUCACAGUGCACAGUCACCUCACCUUCCUCAGAAGUUGCUUCCAAUGUGAUACAGGGCUCAAGUGCAAUGGAUGUCCUCAGGGAUUUAAUCGAAAAUCCCAUUAAUUCAACCACAGAAGAUGCUGAGCAUUCUGAUGAAUAUGAUCCUACCAGAAAGUACUAUGUGGAGGAUAUCUGUGAUGAGGUGCACUCCAGUUCUAGUUCAUCUUACACAACCCCUCAACAGUCACCUCGAUUUAGUAAGACAGAGAUAGCUGAGACAUCCGAGGAGCCUCAAAAGACUGAAGAGGCAACUGAAAAGUUGCUGGUGCCAACAAACCUGAAGAAUAUGCAAGCAAUUUCUGUUGAUGCAGAUUCUCAGGAACCAAAGGCCAUUCUCAAGAAGCAGACGAAAGAUGAUGAUAGUCUUCACAGAGAAAUGAAGAGAGAAAUCCAGCAGAAGUUGGCAAAUCUCCAGCGGCGAGUGAGAAGUCUGAGUGACUCUGCUAUCAGUUCUGAUUACCACACAGAUGGAGAUUCAGCCACUGUGUCUCCCAGAGGUAGUCGUCUUUACGAGUCUGACAAGAUAUUGAGAGUUGGAGGAGGACAUCUUGGACCCAUUGAGGUCAGGACAAGUGAGAUUGAAACUCCACAGAUUCCAGCAGAGAUUCUAAAUACAAAGGCACUGGAAAUUGAGAACAAAAGUGUAAGAAAAUCACCUCUUAAGGACUCUGGAAAUGUGUUUGAUGACAGUGAUACUUGUGAUCUAGGAAAAUCUGAAGAUGACUCUAAAAAGGAAAGCUCUGACAAGGAAGUUAGUGACAUGAUGCAAAAGAAAUUCCAACAAAGAUCAAAUCUUCCUAUUGAGGUGACAUCCUCAUCAGAGGAGUCAGAUUCUGAUGUGAGAUGUGAAUCAAACAGUGAGAGAUCUCUGUCACCAGGAGAGAUCCUUAUUGAUGACUAUGAUGAACCUCAAGAGGAAGAAACUGUUGAAGCCGAACAAAAAUCUAAAUACAAGUACAACAUGAUCAAAGAAAAGUCUCCUUCCAUGUCAGAUGUUCUAACAGAUGACCGUGAAGAGAUCAGAAGAUCCAUGUCAGAAGCCUGCAUGGAUCAGUAUGAAGAAGCCAAGGAUGACACUGCCAACAGCUCUAAUGAUAGCAUUGUAUUUGUUUUUAUGGGUCAAUCACACAGCAAAGACAGCAUGGAGCAACUGAAGUCUUUCACAUCCAAGCAGCCAGAGUACAACAUCUUAAGCAGCACUGAAGUGUUAGAAGACAGGGGUGAUGAGAGUGAUGAAGAUGGCAGAAGCUCAAACAGGGACACUGUUAUACAUGAUGAAGAUGCCAUUGAUGGGAUGGAAAAUUGGGAGCAAAGGCCAAGGAGCUAUACAGACAAUGAAGAUGAUGACAGACCACUUCGACAUAAAUUUGGAAUUGAUGAAAGUGUCCUUCCUAUUCCCACUCGCUCCAUGUCAUCAGAUAAUUUACCAAAACAAGGCCUGAGUCAGCAAAAAAUCCAUAGGUCAAGGUCUACCAGUCUGUUAGAAGUUCACUCCAAGAUAGAGGUGGCUGACGAUUCUAGUAACAAUGAGGGUAUCUUCCCACCCUGUGUGGAGACAAGUGAGAGGGAGUCCCAAAAUACAUCUGAUGUCAGAGACAGCACAUCAGCCGAGAUUGGCGACAGUGACUUCUCACUGACAGAGCUGCCAGAUGACAUGCAGUACUCCCGAUUCCCAAAUCGCCAUGCACAUCCAGAUGACAUUCAUCAGCAUACUAGCUACAAUUCCACCAUGAGGCCUAAGGAGGAGGAAAGAAAUGGUGAACUAGUGUCUCAGGUUGAGUUUGGAACUCAGACAAAUGAAACCAUCUUGCCAACUCAUGCUAAAGAUAGUCGAGUUCUUCCUGGAUUAGAUUCUCCAUUCAGAGCAAAGAGCACAGAAGAGUUGCCAAGAGGAAGGCCAACUGAAUUACACCUGACAGAGGACACAGAAAACUGGCAGAACUUGUCCUCCAUUGUUAUAGAAAACAAUGCAAGACUACAGAAUCUUCAGCAGAGGUUGCCUGGAGAGUAUCAGUAUGGAUCUGUAGAUUCAGUGUCUGCACACAGAGAUGACACAACACAAACCUCUACCUCCCUUCAGAACCUGGAGACCUCCGCCACUCAAACUGACAUCAGCUUUCCUACUCUUACUUUAUCUGAAGUGGAGACAACUGAGGUCCUUCCAGACCUAUCAGAGGUGGAUGGAAAUAUCAAUACAGAAAGCAUUGGAAAUGUUAGAGAUACUGUGGACUAUUUUGAUAGACUAAGCAGAGAGCCAUCACCUGUAAAACAGGACUCUAGGAAACCGGCCCCCAAAAAUCAAAACAAAGACUCAAUGCAAAAGAAAGCAGAUGCUGAGGUAACAGAAACCAUUCUUGUUGAAAAGGAAUAUAAUCUGGAGACUGAGUAUAACUAUCCUAACCUGAGUGCAAGCAACAGCGAGAUGGAAAAACUGAAGGAGGAGCAUGAGAAGAUGAUGGAGAAGUUUAGAACAGCAACACAGAAUAGAAAGAGAAUGACAGAUAAACUAAGGAAAGAAGGAGGCCCUCAAGGAGUUCAUGAAGAAUUUGUUGCAGAAGAAGCGAACAGACAACAAAGCUUCCCGCGUAUGAAUCUGCAGUCCCCUACUCUAACUAGAAAUGAAAAAGCAGAUAAGGUGGCCAAAGAGAGUAUAGAUGUUCAAACAAAGAAAGGUAAUCAAAAUGGUGCUAUUUCAAAUGAAGAAAAAGCAGAGAUGGUGGAGGAUGUUCUCAGUGAUGAUGAGGGAUGUAUAACUCCACCUACCUCACCAACAGCCAUAGAAACAGAGAUACCGUCACAGGACAUCAGUAUUCCACUCAGAUCAAGGUUACAGCAUCUGAGUAGAGAGGCAGAAAGUCAUGUAAUGAUGAAUGGAAAUGCUGACUUGACUGAGAAUGUGCAGAGGGAGAUUCAUGAGAAUGGAGGACCAAGUUUAAAGCUUGAUCUGAGUGCUAUCACUGGAGAGCCUGAUUCACAGCCAAUUACUAACCUCAGCAAUAAUCAAAUAAAGCAGAAACUUGAUAAGCUUCAUAAAGAGAGAGUCCAGAUUAUUGAAAUGCUCUCCCUCAACUACCUCCCUGCCAGCUUUACUGUAGAACUAUUGGAAGCUAAACUGAACUACUGCAUAGGUCAAACUGACCUUAUUUUAAAGUCCUUAGAGGAACAUUGGGACAGUGAUGAAGAGAGAGUGAGUACAAUACGCCAUCCAAACAUCACAAGAGAACACCUGACCAUGUACAGAAAUGAGCUACAGCAGUCCAAAACAGACAUUGAAAUCUGUCGAGAGAAAAUGCAGAGGAACCAGGGAACUGGUAGAGGUAGGACUAAGGGAAGGAACCGAGAUUUCCUGAGGAUGAGGAGGAAUGCUGAAAUAGAGGCCUUCAAAGUCGAAAGAAUGCUAGAACUUCAGAACUAUGAAAGAUCACAAACCCUACAUAAUUUGAACAAUUCCUUUCAGGAGUCACUGCCAGAGAAAGGAUCCAGCAGGAGUGUAAGUCCUACUUCAUCUGUCCAUUCCUCGUCUCAGUAUAUGACUCCAAAACAACACUGUGAUCAUUUAGUCCAUCUCCGGAAAGAGCUUGUCAAACACACAGAGGACCCUAACUUCCUGGACAGGAUAAGUAGGUCAAGUUCACCAGCUCUGCACCACAGGACAACCUCACAUCCCAGCCCAAGACUUCACCACGACUACCUCUCACCACGAUCCGCAAGUACUCAAGACCGAAUCUUUGACUCAGAAUCCCACAUUUAUGACAGCUACUCAAUGUACUCACCCCGUGAGUCCACCUACUCUCCCAGAACUUCUUACCACAACCGACAACUCAACUACUCACCUAAGAUAGCUUUCUCUGUGUCAGACGAGCUGCCCUCUUCUGUGGACUACGGCUAUAGCACCUACCUUGUCCCUCCUCGCCCCAGGGACCGGGAUUCCCCCAGAAGUGUUUCCUCCGACCCCAGACCUCCCAGUAAUACUCUGCACUCCCCUACCCAGCUGUCCACUGGGUCCAUUUCUCCCGAGCCAAGAUUCCGACCUGUGAUGGACCAUUCGCUGGAGCAUCAACUUGAGUCGAGGAACUACUACACGGGCAGUGAGAGUCGACAGCUGUUACAUGAGAUAGAGCAGAUUCGUCUACAGAACAGGACAGAGAUCCAGAGAGCUCAACACAUACUGGACUCUUACAGCAAAAAACCAUCCAGGGAGGCUCAUGUGAGUGCUGAUCGUCCGAGUUCCUUACCCAGGCGUCCUUAUUCUUCCUACAAUGACUAUGCGUCAGACCUGCUGGACGCCAGUCAACGCAGCAUAUCAGGCACAUUGUGUGGAAGUUACGAACUUUACGAGAAAGAAGUCAGCGACCUGACUUCACGUCACAGACCAUUGUCUCCAGGCUCAAUGAUAUCGGACGUCGGAACUUAUCACGGAAUCGACCCAAACAGAAUUCGACCAAUCCAAUCCUCGGAUAUUAAAGCCAAGCUAAAACGACGACACACGACUCGAAGGUGACAUGCUCAGGAAACAAUGGAUGAACUGCUUAUCUGUGAUAUUUUAUGUUGGUGCCAAAGACUUAUCGUAUAGUUUCAUUUUGUUGUGAUUUCAUUGUACUUUGUUCAACUGAUCUAUUUCUUCUGUUGGAUUUUAUGGCCGAGCUGAUUUUCAAUGUUGAUGAAUUGAUGAAUCUUUUGCAUUGAAAGGUCUUGGUGGAUGAUGAAUCAAACAAAGUGAAACAGUGAAAAGAUACUGAUGCAAACAGACCUUCCUUUUCUUCUGAUUUCUUGAUUCACUGGUUUGGAUCUAUAUAAACUAAUGUUUAUAAUCCUAUUGAUGGGGAAUAUGUUGUGAUAUUUGUGUGUAUUAUGGUGCUAUUGGUGCUCAGAAGUGCUAUUGACCAUUAUUAUUGUUCUGAGAAAAAAAAUUAUAGUGAUUAAUGUUUUAAUGAUAAUUGUAAGUGUUUAUAAGAUUAUUACUCAACAUUUUAGUUGUUUGUAUAUUGUGUUUCUAAGAAAUUCUGUUCUCUAGGAAUCUAU